Molecule: messenger RNA, 476 nt
Organism: Rubroshorea leprosula
Lineage: Eukaryota; Viridiplantae; Streptophyta; Magnoliopsida; Malvales; Dipterocarpaceae
Source: the annotation of a GenBank genome assembly
AAGAAUUCCAAAGAAGAGAACAGAAAUUGAGUUGAAAAAAUAAUUCUUUUUUCAAAAAUGAAACUAUAUAAUUACUCGAAGGCACUUCCAAUAUUUCCAAUAUUAUUAUUGGUCUUUGUGUUGCUCCUGACAGGUUUGGCGAAGCGAGGGGAAGGCAGUGGUUGCAGCAGCACAUUCUUCUCAGCACUUGUUGAGAUGAUACCUUGUAGGGCAGCAGUUGCUCCAUUCAGCCCCAUCUCGCCAAGUGAGGCCUGCUGUGAUGCUGUCAAAACUCUGGGGCAGGCUUGUUUGUGUGUACUAGUAAAUGGACCUCCCAUUUCUGGUGUUGAUCGCAACAUGGCUUUGCAGCUUCCUGGAAAAUGCAGUGCCAACUUUGAUCCAUGUGAGGUUAUGAAGUAGAAGAGAUGCAUACCUACAACUUUGCCUACAACAGGAAUGGUAGCCGCUUUUAGUUGAAAUAAAAGGAUGAAAUUAAG